Messenger RNA from Procambarus clarkii (red swamp crayfish), 2190 nucleotides. Lineage: Eukaryota; Metazoa; Arthropoda; Malacostraca; Decapoda; Cambaridae. The record is from RefSeq and is a predicted model, not a curated record.
AGCUUUUUUACCCUCUCCCCUUCAGAUAACAUAGCAACAAUGUGCCAGAGAAAAAGGAAGCAACCCCUGGCUACACUGCCAUACCACCGGGCGCCAGCCUUCUUGCGAUUUAAUCCUUUCAUUAAAAAGGGUUACCGCUCAAACCUGUCAACAGCUCAGUGCUUCCACAGUAUCCUCUCGUGGAACAACGAAACUCUGAAUGUCUGGUCCCAUGUACUGGGAUUUGCCGUCUUCCUUGGUCUAUUCGUGUAUGAUGUGACGGUAGUUUUCUACAAAUACAAAGGCACCGAGUAUGAUGCUAUUGUUGCAGCAUUUGUCCUUCUUUCUUUCAUGACAUGUAUGCUGCUCUCCUCUCUAUACCACACCUUGAAUUGUCAGUCUGAGCACUCGUUCAAAAAAUGGCUCUCGUAUGAUAUAUUUGGAAUAUCGACCUCUUUUCUUGCCAUUUUUCUUAGUGGCAUUUACUAUGGAUUCUGGUGCCCACAGUACCUUACUCUUCGUUAUGCAUACAUGAGUUUGGUGUGUGUGCUGUUUGCAGGAGCUAUGAUGUUCCUCUUAAUGCCCAAAUUGAUGGGCCAUGAGUGGGAAUGGGCUCGGGUAGCUCUCUUCAGCGGCUGGGCUGUGUCUGGUCUUCUGCCAACCAUCCACUGGGCACACCUCCAUGGGGGUGUCGAGUCUGGCAUUGUACAGAUUUUUUUGCCUCGUAUCUUUGUUAUGUAUGGCAUCAGUGGUGCAGCUGUGGUUGUUUAUGUGUGGAAAGUUCCAGAGAGGUAUUUUCCCGGUAGGUUUGAUUUUGUUGGAGCUUCACAUCAGCUUUGGCAUUUGAUUAUAAUAGCUGCUUUAGUAUACUGGCACCAAACAGGCUUGGAGUAUGCUCGCUAUAGGCUGACCUAUGGAUGCAACACAGGCCUCAUGAAUCAGUGAGAUAUGUAUAUAUGAAGGUAAAUAAAAUGCAGCUAUUUUUGGCAAGACAGAUGCAUUGUGGCACCAGAGUGACUCGAUACUUAUUAUUACCAAUCAUUAAUUUAUUGAUAAUUGUCCAUAUUUGUUUGUAUUUUAUGGGUUGUACAGUACCUAUUGCCAAUUUGUUUAUUGAUGUUAUAAUAACUGGUUGUUAUACCUGACUGUGAUAAAGUUACUGUGGUUGUGGUUUUAGAAUUGGUUCCUAAAAAUCUCGGUGCUCGACAACAUCCUCAUUGUUAACUGUAAGAUUGCUGUUGAUAAUCAAAUGAAACAGUCUUCCAUGAUAUGCCUACCUCGGAACUGCUGAUUUUGACAAUGCUUUGUGCGAAGAUUAUUGAUGCAAGAAUUGGUGAUAUUACAAUACAGUACAGCACUAUUUGAUGUAAUAAGUAGUGUACUGUACUGUACAAUACUUGGCAAUGCAGUACUGGGUGUGAUUAUUUUUGGUAUUACAAUAUGUAUACAGUACUGUAUCUCUAAAAAUUACUUUAUUCACUAUAUUUCAGUUAUAUAAAUAUAAAAUAAAAAGUUUCCAGUCUCUGCAUAUUGGAAAAAAAAGAGGAGAGAAUUGAAGAUGUUUGCAUCUCUAAUAAUCACAUAUCAUGUUAUAUUUUGUGAAAGCAAUAAGAAGUUGUAUGCAUCCUGUUUGUAUUUUCCAUAGAAUUAAAUGAUUGGAAAUAAAAUAUUGUAACAUGUAGAUAGAGAAUUUCUUCUAAGGCUUUAAAAGCCCAUAAUCUUAAGAUGCAUUAGAGAUUUGAGGUUAGACCACAAUAGCCAUAAUCUUAGUUGAGCUACCAAGGCAUAUGUUUACGGUUACAAUGUAGUCAGUAAGGUUUGCUGUGUUGUUAAAUAUUAAAAUGUGUUGUUAAAUGUGUACUGAAGGGUAUUUGUGAGUACAAUAGGCAUACUGCAGUUUGACUGCAGUAUUGGAUGUGCACUUGAAAGUUUAUCGUUAUUAUGGCAAGGUUAUGUUAAUCAUAGUUUCAAGUGAUUUUAGUAAGCAUAUUUUUUAAGUUUUUAGAAAGCCCAUAGUCAUAGUCUGAUUUUUUUAUACACACAUAUAUUAAAGAUAUCCAGUAGGAUUAUUAUAAUAGUUUGAAAUGUUUUUUUUAUUGUUAUUCUAAUGAAGUAUUAUGAUUUCUGGCAAACCUACAGUAGCUAGCAAUCGUUUUUGUAUUGUAUUUCGGAACUGUAUGGUAAACAAAAAGCUUUAUACAGAAAGUUGUU